Molecule: messenger RNA, 444 nt
Organism: Dinoponera quadriceps
Lineage: Eukaryota; Metazoa; Arthropoda; Insecta; Hymenoptera; Formicidae
Exons: 3
Coding region: 1-444 (147 amino acids)
Source: RefSeq, a predicted model, not a curated record
AUGUACGGAGUGUUUGAGGAGGAGACCCACGCGGUCACAAACAAGCAGGCGAGAGCAGCGCAUUCGUUAAUUAAUAGUCGCCGCGCGACGGUGUCGCAUGGAUCGGAGGACGCGGAAAGUCUCACGGAGAUCGCAGCACGACCGAACGGCGACGCGAGACGCGACGCCUCCCUCGGCGGAUUCGCUCUCGGCGUCACGCUCGGUUGGAACUCCAGCGCCGGCGAGGUCCUGCGAGACGUCCUGAACGCGAGCGGCACCGAAAUCGGCCUGGUCGGCGGCAUCCUGAACGCCGGCGCCUGCGUCGGCGUGAUACUCGCCCCUUUCCUUACCAAGUAUCUCAGCCGCAUCGCAGCCCUGCUCUUGACCACACUAGGAUUUACCGUCGGGUGGUCGUUUAUCUGCUUCGCCGACCAGAAAGUAUGCUUUCACGUGCCGCACCGUUGA